Molecule: messenger RNA, 1721 nt
Organism: Erinaceus europaeus (western European hedgehog)
Lineage: Eukaryota; Metazoa; Chordata; Mammalia; Eulipotyphla; Erinaceidae
Gene: SSTR5
Product: somatostatin receptor 5
Exons: 2
Coding region: 80-1165 (361 amino acids)
Biological process (GO): cellular response to glucocorticoid stimulus; neuropeptide signaling pathway; regulation of insulin secretion
Cellular component (GO): membrane; neuron projection
Molecular function (GO): somatostatin receptor activity; neuropeptide binding
Source: RefSeq, a predicted model, not a curated record
CUGGACCCAGCGGCGCUAACACUUGCAGAGGGGCAUCGUGGAGGAGGCAGCGCGAGCGGCCCGGUUGCUGGCCGGCGUGAUGGAGCCCCAGCUCCCAGCCCCCAUGCUGGGAGGCAGCUGGAACAUGUCCUGGGCGGCACCCCUGGGGAACAGCACCCCGGCUGGGGCCCUGCCGCCCGUGGCCCCCGGGGUGGUCCUGCUGUACCUGCUGGUGUGUGCGCUGGGGCUGGGCGGCAACACGUUGGUCAUUUAUGUGGUGUUGCGUCACGCCAAGAUGAAGACGGUCACCAACAUCUACAUCCUGAACCUGGCCGUGGCUGAUGUGCUCUUCAUGCUAGGGCUGCCCUUCCUGGCCACGCAGUACGCUGUGUCUUACUGGCCCUUCGGCUCCUUCCUAUGCCGCCUGGUCACCACGCUGGACGGCAUCAACCAGUUCACCAGCAUCUUCUGCCUGACGGUCAUGAGCGUGGACCGUUACCUGGCUGUGGUGCACCCCGUGCGUGGGGCCCGCUGGCGGCGUCCCCAGGUGGCCCGCACGGCCAGUGCAGCUGUGUGGGCCUUCUCGUUGCUCAUGUCACUGCCGUUGGCCGUGUUUGCUGAUGUGCAGGAGGGGCUGGGCACCUGCAACCUGGCCUGGCCAGAACCCGUGGGGCUGUGGAGCACCGUGUUCAUUGUCUACACAGCCGUGCUGGGAUUCUUCGGGCCGCUGCUGGUCAUCUGCCUGUGCUACCUGCUGCUUCUGGUGCGAGUCAAGGCCUCGGGCGUGCGGGUGGGUGCCCGGCGCCGGCGGCGCUCGGAACGCAAGGCCACACGCAUGGUGGUGGUGGUAGUGCUGGUGUUUGCCGGCUGCUGGCUGCCCUUCUUUGUGGUCAACAUUGUCAACCUGGCUGUCGUGCUGCCCGAGGAACCCGUGUCCACAGGAGCCUACUUCUUCGUGGUCAUCCUGUCCUAUGCCAACAGCUGUGCCAACCCUGUGCUCUAUGCCUUCCUCUCUGACAACUUCCGCCAGAGCUUCCGCAAGGUCCUGUGCCGGCCUGGCGGGGGCCCGGGCACCGACGAUGCUGACACUGUGGAGGCACGGCCUGAUAGGAGUGGUGUCCCCAGGUCCCCACCGUCUGCCCCUGGCCCUGGAGCCAACGGGCUCCUGCAGACCAGCACACUGUAAGGCCGCAGGACCCCAGCUCAGAGUCCCAGCACCAGAGGGACCCCCUCCAGCCCUGGAGAUCCUGUGAGAGGAACCCCCUCUCCACCUGCCCCUGAGCUGUCAACAGCUGCUUGUUUCCAUAGAAGAGGGAAGAAGCCACCCUUCUUGAUCCUCAGGGCUCAAACUGGCAGGGGAGGACUUGGGAAGACCCACAAAUCUCUCCCCUGUUUUCUGCCUCAGGGCUCUGUCCAGACAGAGGAGACUGGCCACAGAGGUGACAUAUACAGAUUUUGGGGUGGGGCUGGUGGCAAGACAAAUAUCAGGCAGAAGGUGGCUGUGUGGUGCAAAUGCCAGGUCCCAGGGGUUCCCCAGCCAGGCAGUCCUCCCUGUGCCUGCCUCUGCCCAAAGCUGGACCCCAUGCCUGCCCCAGCCAGAUUGAGGGCACCCAGGCCCGGGAGGCUGCAGCAUGGGAAUCACUUGGAGCCAGACCAAGUCCAGCCCCUCUGUCUGCAGGGGGUGUAGGUCGUGGGAGGGGUGGGCAGGGCAGGCUGGGGGUCUGGACACUCACUCGCACAGC